Molecule: messenger RNA, 1741 nt
Organism: Populus trichocarpa (black cottonwood)
Lineage: Eukaryota; Viridiplantae; Streptophyta; Magnoliopsida; Malpighiales; Salicaceae
Product: ACT domain-containing protein ACR2
Exons: 7
Coding region: 221-1681 (486 amino acids)
Source: RefSeq, a predicted model, not a curated record
AUUCACAAACCUCAAAAUAGUAACAACAUUCUUCUUCCCUCUUUUCUCCCAUAUAUAUUGAAGAAGGGAUCCCACUUUUUCUCGAUAUAAAUCUUCUUAAUUAAUACCAUCCUUUCUUCUUCAAGAGGGAGAUUGACAUCUUCUUGAUUCUUAUCUCUCUCUUCUGGGCAUUUCUGCCUCAUAAGCUCGGCCACUGUACCACUACAGUAUAAUAUCAAUAAUGAAGAAUGUUUGCUGGCCUUACUUUGAUCCUGAUUUUGAUAGUCUGCCUGAGAGGAUAUUUGGGCCCACUUGUAGAGUUUGUAUUGAUAAUGAAAGCAUGGAAGAUUGCACAGUUGUGAAGGUUGACAGCGUAAAUAAGCAGGGCCUCCUCCUGGAGGUUGUGCAAGUUCUGACAGACUUGAAUCUCACCAUCGCAAAAGGCUAUAUUUCUUCCGAUGCUGGGUGGUUCAUGGAUGUUUUUCAUGUUAAAGAUGAGCAUGGCAAGAAACUUAGAGAUCAAAAUGUUAUCAACUAUAUCCAGCAGGCUAUAGGGACAACAAGGGAGAGUACCCCAAGCCCUCCUAAUGCAAGAGCAUAUACCAACAAUAUUUUCGAAGCCGACCAUUCAAGCGAGCACACGGCCAUUGAAAUGUCAGGAACCGACAGGCCUGGCCUCUUCUCCGAGAUAUCAGCUGCCUUGGCAGACCUUCAAUGCAACAUUGUGGAAGUCCAUGCUUGGAGCCACAAUGCUCGAUUAGCUUGUGUCGCUUAUAUUUCCGAUCCAUCGUCCCACACACCAAUUGAAGACCCUCACCGCCUCGCCUCCAUCGAGGAUCAUCUAACCACAGUGCUCCGCGCCAACACAGUGCGAAGCGCUGGUGAACCAUCCCAAAUCAACAAUCGAGAAGUGAAGACCGGGGGCUUUCUUGGAGGGGAAGGCACCGUAAGCAAUGUAGAGAGGAGGUUGCAUCAACUCAUGCUUUCGGUAAGAGAUUUUGAUGGGCCUAUAAGCUCAUCCUCAACGGGAACCGGAUUGAAUAACAACAAAGGAGGGUCAAAGAUGGUGGUUUCGAUCGAGAACUGUGACCAAAAGGAGUAUUCAAUUGUUAACAUAGAGUGCAAGGAUCGGCGAAGGCUCAUGUUCGAUACCAUAUGCACACUUAACGAUAUGCAAUAUGUGAUUUUCCAUGCUUCGGUUAGCUCUGAUCAUGAUGGCCGUGCAUUUCAAGAAUACUUCAUUAGACACAAGGAUGGAUAUGCACGUAACACAGAGAGUGAGAAAGAACGAGUAAUUAAAUGCUUAGAGGCUGCCAUAGAGCGUCGGGUUAGUGAGGGUGUUCUGCUGAAGUUACGUGCAGAAAAUAGAUUAGGGCUACUAUCGGACAUAACUCGAGUUCUCCGAGAAAAUGGACUGGCCGUCGUUCGAGCAGAUGUAGCAACAGAAGGAGAGAAAGCAGUGAAUGCUUUCUAUGUAAGAGACAUCUCAGGGAAUGAAGUAGAUAUGGGAUUCAUCAAGUCAAUGAAGAAAGAAAUGGGUCUAACUGAUCUUGAAGUGAUCAAGAAUGAUACGUCGACGACGACGUCGCCGACGAGGACGAUCACAAAUAUUAGCCCACAUGAAAGGCAUCGUUUCUCUUUUGGAGACUUGCUCAAAUCUCAAAUUGAACGAUUUUCUCACAACUUCGUUGCAAUAAAUUAAGUGAUCAUGAUGUAAAUAUUAACGUUUUAGUUCAUUAAUGAAUUUAUCAUUUUAUUGGUA